GAGGAUGGGGAGAUGACUGUCAUAUCCAAAAAGGAGGAAACUGGAUUUCUUGGCCCGGUUUGCCAAACGCAUCUUAAGGCAUCCAAUGGUUCUAACGAUGAACUUAGCCGUAAGAUGGUUUUGGGAGACCGGCCCCUGAUUAACACUAGAGAGAGACAUGACUAUCGUGGAUCCUCUGGGGAGCCUCAACAACCUCGUGAUGCUGAAGAGGCAGAGAAGAGUCUCUCCAGAUCAGAACACCUCAAUAAACACCCGCAGAGAUCCACAGGGAAGAGAACUCACUGCUGCCCUGACUGUGGGAAGAGAUUCACCUCAUCAGGCAUUAAAAUUCAUCAGAGAACACACACAAGAAAGAAACCGUAUAGCUGUGAUCAAUGUGGGAAGAGUUUUGGUCAAUCUGGAGAGCUGACAGUGCACCAGAGAACACACACAGGAGAGAAACCUUAUAGCUGUGAUCAAUGUGGGAAGAGUUUUACUACAUCUAGCACUCUGACUUUACACCAGAGAAUACACACAGGAGAGAAACCUUAUAGCUGUGAUCAAUGUGGGAAGAGUUUUACUACAUCUAGUACUCUGACUUUACACCAGAGAAUACACACAGGAGAGAAACCUUAUAGCUGUGAUCAAUGUGGGAAGAGUUUUAGUCAAUCUGGCCAUCUGGUUUCACACCAGAGAACACACACAGGAGAUAAAUCUUAUCGCUGUGAUCAAUGUGGGAAGUGUUUUGGUAGAUCUGGCCAUCUGGUAUCACACCAGAGAACACACACAGGAGAGAAACCUUAUAGCUGUGUUCAAUGUGGGAAGAGUUUUGGUCAAUCUGGCCACCUGGUGUCACACCAGAGAACACACACAGGAGAGAAAUCUCUUAGCUGUGGUCAAUGUGGGAAGUGUUUUGGUAGAUCUGGCUCUCUCAAUCUACACAAGAGAACACACACAGGAGAGAAACCUUAUAGCUGUGGUCAGUGUGGGAAGAGUUUUGGUCAAUCUGGAGAGCUGACAUUGCACCAGAGAAUACACACAGGAGAGAGACCUUAUAGCUGUGAUCAAUGUGGGAAGAGUUUUGGUAGAUCUGGCACUCUGACUCUGCACAAGAGAACACACACAGGCGAGAAACCUUUUUGCUGUGAUCAGUGUGACAAGAGAUACUUUGAUAAAAGAUCUCUGGUCAAACAUCAGAAAAUACAUACAUGAAGGAGUUAUUUUGUGAUAUCAAUGAAAAAAUGUCACAAUGUAGAAUGUUUUUAACAUUGUAGUAGGAGUAUUUUAAGGAAUUUCACAAUGUAGAAUCCUAAACGUUUGCCCCAUUCAAUUGAUUUCAGCAUGAUAUGGAUAUUAGCCUUUGGAAAAAUCCAGGCUCUGAAUUGAAAGAGUACUAUUUAUGUGAUUUAACAAAAAGUGACUAACACAAAAAGAGCUUUGUAACACUUACCAUGUUGGUGACCCACUUCAAUCAAAAUGCAUCACUUCAGAAUGUAGCUAGCUGUUUUCUACAAAUUGUCCUCUAACCAGUGAUGUACACAUUAUUCCCAGAUUCCGUGUGGUUUUUGAGCUGUUAAAACUAACAGGACGUGCAACCUCAUCUCUCUCCUCUCGGCACAAUGGAUUUCAACAUGAUAUCGAUGAGUGAUGACAAAUAAGUGUUGCGUUCCUUAGUUUAGCGACCCCUAAAUUUAAAUGCAUCACUCCAAUCUGUAGAUGACUGUCUUCUGCAGGUUGUCCUUUAACCAGUGAGGUAAAAGAUAUCUCCCAUUUCCAUGUGUUUUUUUUAGUCGUGUUAGUUUCAACAACCCUUUUACAACCUGAUUUCCCCCCAAAUCGAUAUCAGUGAUUUAUUGCUACUUGUCAAAACAACAGCGUUGCUGGUGCUUGUGCAGUUUUUAAGGAGCUUGUUUAAAUAAAUACAAGAAAUAUGA
Oncorhynchus tshawytscha (Chinook salmon) is the source of this 1913-nucleotide messenger RNA. RefSeq names its product zinc finger protein 239-like. Lineage: Eukaryota; Metazoa; Chordata; Actinopteri; Salmoniformes; Salmonidae. The transcript is spliced from 2 exons. The record is from RefSeq and is a predicted model, not a curated record. Bases 13 to 1191 code for a protein of 392 amino acids.